AUGUUGCAUAAUGUGGCGUGCAUUGCUUCGUACAUCGGGGCGGCGGCCACUGCACUGGUCUCGGCAGCUGCAAUCGAGCACCAGCGCCAAGAAUACCAGGACAAAGUCCGCGGUUUCAUUGGCGAGUGCCGCGAAGAGCUGCUGCCGAGACAUACGCGGUUCGUGCUGGCAGCGCGCGAUGCAUGCGACCUCACAGUCAACGCCAUUCAGGUUUUAGUGCUGGCCAAUGACGUUGAGAGGGCCGCAGUGGACAUCCAUCAGCACACGCGUCGCCGUGUCCUGACUCUGAGUGGUGCAGCAGAGAGAUUGAUGGACACAGCAAUGACGCUGAGCAUCACAAGCGCGCAGGUCUUAGUUGCAUCCCCUAGCCGCUUGGCGGAUUUGACCUUCGUGGCCAAGAAGAACCCUGAGCGCAUUUUCAACUUGAUUCAACGGGUGGUCGUGCUGGACCAGUGGACGACCCCGUUGGAGACGGGGAUCUACUCCAAGGAUUGCGAGAGCAAACACCGGCUUUUCACAGAGGGGACAGAUCAGCUGGCAACCAUGGUGGCCGUGAGAAAAGCCGAGCAGCUUGCGGGCACUUUACGUCAAGGAAGGCGACCGAAGGAGGUUGCGGCGGAUCCUGAGGUGGCAGCGUGCGCAGUGGAAAUCAGCCAAGGCAUCUCGGUUUUGCACAAGCCUUUCAGUGCAACAUCUGCUAGUGAUCUCGUGACUGGUAUCUCUGCUUUCGCGAAGAUGAAGAUACUACACACAGACAUGCUGGACAGCUUGAGGGAGCUGCCACGCAAGACUUGGAUGAGUUUGCCGAUGCCCGUGCUGGCAGAGGCUGUGAUAUCAUAUGCCCAAUAUCAGCUGGAGGAUCAUGAUUUUGAUCAGCUUUUGUCUGAUCUUCUGGUCUCUCGAGGGGUGCAAAGGCUAGGGGUGACGAAGCUGGCAAAUUUGGCUUAUGCUGCAGCGACUCUGAACCUUGGGGCCUUUGAAGGUGUCCAUACUUUGUUUGCAGAUGCCUUCGUUGAGGCAGACGUGAGCCGCCUCGGCACGUUCGACCUGUCGAGAGCUUUGUGGUCUCUUGCCAGGUUGGCACCCGCGGUGUGCACGUCAUCGCCAGCGUCGGCGUCAAGACUGUCCGAGGCGCUGCUGAGGCAAAGGAAGCCUCCGUAUGGAUACAGCCUUGGGCAGGUAUUCUGGGCGAUGCCCAGACUGGCCCUGGACUCCGAGCCACUUUGGCAGAAGGUUCGAGCCACCGCAGGCAAGGAGGCUUAUGCGGAGAAGCUGCGUCAAGCGAAGGAUGCCACUAGCCAAGUGGAGCUUCUGCGUGGAUUGGCUGGGACCUGCGAAGCUGCUGGCUUGCAAGCUGCGGUGCUUAAUGCCGCUGUGCUACGUGCCAUGGCCGCAAAAGACGAAGGCAUUGCAGAGAAGGUCUUGCAGUUCAUGGCAGACGGGAGCCUUUGGACACCGGUCACGUACCGGCUGGCCAGCCGACUGGGGAGCUCCGUGAAGGGAUCUCCACCGGCCCCUGGUCUGACAGCACCUGGCCAGAGGGCACACAAGUACGUUCGGGCCUUGUACCAUGCCCUGGCAAGGGCCAGACCCGGUGAUACCACAUCCGCCGCAGCUGCACUCGAAAGCUUCUCAAGAAGCAGCAAGCGAGCUUGGUUGAAGUUUGGUGCAGCAGAUGAGAAAGGCGAAGUACUGGAAGAGGCCUGGAAGAGCCUUCGGAGUGAAGGUAAGCCACUGGUAGCCUUGGAAUUUGGCACUUUCCUGGGCUACUCUGCCACCAAAAUGGUUCGCCAACUGGGCACCGGAUCUCGCGUUAUUAGCUUUGAGAUGGACCCGGAAGUAGCUUGCCUUGCCAUGAAUUUCAUCGAGCUUGCCGGCCUCAGCGAUCAGGUGGAUGUGCGCAUCGGCCAGUGCGAGGAUCUCGUGGAGCAGCUGAAGGAAGAGUUACAACCUGGGGCUGUGGAUGCUGUGUAUAUGGAUCACAACCAGAUCACAUAUCAUAAAGACCUGUCCCAGCUGCAAGAGAGCGGCCUUCUUUCCAAGGAGGUGCUCUUUGCGGCAACGCAGGCAUUGAAACCAGGUGCUCCACUGCUGCUGUGGCACCUUCAGGAGGCGCUGAAAGCUGGUGUGUUCUCCGAGGUUGAGAUUGUCUCAUCACCCGACUGCGGCUUCAAAGAAAUGGAAGACUGGACAGUCCUUGCCAAAGCUGCAACAACUAGAACCCGAAGUCUCAAGCGUCGGCAAGCAGUGGCGACCUCUUUUCUGGCCAUCCCUCGUGAGCUGGUCCUCCUUGCGGCCGAAUGUAACCUCAUGCGUUGGCGUACAGCGCAAGGCAUGGUCGACGAAGCCCGAUGGAAUGAGUUUGUGCAAUAUGUUCGCCAAGGAAUGGAGAAAUUCGCAGGCAUUACGAGCACACGCGACUAUUGGAUGGUGCUUCUGGACAUCAAGCGAACGGAGAAGAAGAAUGAGUUCAUGUAUGAGACAACCGUCAAGGCGAACAUUGGGGACCUCUUGAAGGAACUCUGCGAGCUUCACAACUUGAGGCUCAAAGUCCAGAGGCUCUCCAUGGCCUGCAAGGAGCUGGCAAAGCAUGGGCCCUUGAGACCUGAGGAAACUCGAGGAAUUUCGGAGGACCUCAGCAAAGUCACAGAGCUGGAUGUAAACGCGUAUGGUCAGCCUACCAGACCAGACGAAUCUGGCUUUCGAACUGGAGUCCCACCUCCCCCUGAGGUAGCCGACGUGCUCACUAGAACAGCGGAGGAAGCCGCGGCCGCGGUGGCCGCCGAGCUUGUGCAGCAGAGAAAGUGUGUGGACAAGAAGGUGUGCCAAACGCACAUUGACAACAUGCGUGGUGCUGUUAUGAUUGCGUAUCCCGCUUUCCAUCGGUUGCCAGUUUAUGAUCCGGUGCGCCAAGAGCUGGAGGACAGGGAGGAGCUCGACGGAGCGUCGGAGUUGCAGUGUGUGCUUGAGCCUGCCCACACCAACCUCUGGUGGGCUGGAAAGGAGCUUAGGAUGGACCAGAGCUUGGAGCAAUAUGUGGGGAAAAAUGAGAAGACCAAGAUAGUCGCGAAGCUUGCUCCCAAGAGCUCCGGAGCACCUGUGCGAGAACCUCGAAUUGACGAGAACACGCACAAGGCAAUGAUGGCCCACUAUUACAAAAAGCAAGAGGAGAACAAGAAGUUGCAGGAGGAUGAAGAUGACUCCUACCUGGACUCAGAAUGGGCGAAUCCAAAGGCUCUGAAGAGUGCCUUGGUUGGGAACGGAAGGCCCAUCUCAUGGAAGUCAAGAUAG
Symbiodinium pilosum is the source of this 3291-nucleotide messenger RNA. Lineage: Eukaryota; Dinophyceae; Suessiales; Symbiodiniaceae. The record is from the annotation of a GenBank genome assembly.